AUGUCCUUCUUUAAUAGAGCUUCUGAAAAACUUAAAGAGGUCCAAACCGACGCAGUCGAUGAAUUCAGUCAACUCACAGGAUCUGCUUCAUUAAAUAAAGAGAUAUGCUCUUCUAACGGACCACCAGCUAUUACACCUAGACCUACUCAUCGGCGUGAUCCCAAUACUACUGGUGCAAAAAACAAUCAAGGAAAAUUCAUCAUCAGGAACCCAAACACUGGUGAUUUGGAGGUCGAAGGUACAGGUGAGAUAGUCAAAUUUGCAAGCUUGUGUGCACCAGAAUUGUUCGAUAAUGAAGGGUUCGAGAAAGAGGAUACCAUGCGUACAAUCUCACAGUUUGGGAUUUGGCCGGUGACUAGAACCUAUACUCUGAAGGUCAAGUCUUGUAGGAUCAAUCGUGGUCAUAUUAACGGAUGGGAUCCUGACCGAAAUGAUUUCAUUUACGAUGAAGACAUGUUCAAGUCUAUCGAUUAUACGAUCGCAAUGGCCGCCAAACAUAACGUUCGAUUAAUAAUUCCGAUCAUCAAUCAAGACUUUGGAUCAGAAGAAACCAAUUGGGUUGGAAACUUUAGUGAUCUGAUUAGACAUCGACAUGGUUUAAAAGACUGGAAUGAAGCCAAAAAGAUAGAUUGGUGGCAAGAUCCAGAUUGUAUUGAUUCCCAUUUUCAUUGCAGGAUGAAGAAGAUCAUUACGUUUCUUUUGAAGAGGGUCAAUCAUGUCACUGGAGUCCGGAUAGGUGACGAUCCUACGAUCCUGGCUUUUGAGACCGGAAACGAGAUGAAUGAUGGUGGACUGAGACCUGCUCCCGCCUCCUGGACGUUAGAAAUUGCUGCGCACAUCAAAAGCCUUGCACCCAAAACUUUAGUAAUGGAUGGAUCAUUUGCAAGGACUGAUGUGAUUCAAGAUAGUUAUGAACAAGAGGUUUUGGAGAGUGAGUUAGUAGAUAUCAUCAGUUGGCAUUAUUAUGGUUUUGGUGAAAAAAGGAGAGUCCAAAAGGAUGUUAAAGCAGCACGUGAUCUUAAUAAAGCAUUUAUCUGUGGAGAAUAUGGUUUUUUUGCUCAUGGACACGAGUAUAAGAAAUUCCUGAAGCAUUGCUUUAACCAUGGUGUUACCGGUACCUUGGCAUGGUCUCUAAGGCCGCACUCUAUCAAAGGAGGCUUCAAAACACACGGUGAAGGUAAUGGGAUUUGGUCUUACCAUGCUCCAGGUUGGAAACCUCUUCAGAUUGGCCAAGACGAUCCAGAAUGGGAUCAUCGAGAAAAAGAUGGUAAUACUAAAAAGAACGAGAACUAA
Molecule: messenger RNA, 1293 nt
Organism: Melampsora larici-populina 98AG31
Lineage: Eukaryota; Fungi; Basidiomycota; Pucciniomycetes; Pucciniales; Melampsoraceae
Product: family 5 glycoside hydrolase
Exons: 11
Coding region: 1-1293 (430 amino acids)
Molecular function (GO): hydrolase activity, hydrolyzing O-glycosyl compounds
Source: RefSeq, a predicted model, not a curated record